AUGACUACGCAAAUGGCGACGAAGAGGCAAGAACAUGCUGAUAUCUUCCUCAUAUACACAGACCUACAGGGCGUGCAUGCCUCUCCAGAGGACGGUAAUCGUUACCGUGGACUUGGAUACAUCGACUCCACCAAGGAUGUUCUCGAGAUCGCACUAGAACUGCUCCCAGAGGACCCGCCGAAAGAGCCUACAUCGACCGAAUGGCCCAGCGCAAUGAAUGUCGAGUGUGAAGCUCCAAAGUCUAAACAGAGACGUCGGCGGACCCGACCAACAGCUACGUCUGCCCAGAAUAAAGGCCCAGAGAAGGUCGAGAUCGAAUUAUUGCAGGAUAUCACGUCCCUGCGUUCACGCAAGGGUGAUACCGGAAGCGUAGUGUGGAAAGCCAGUAUUGACUUUGCCAGAUAUGUUCUCCAACGACAUCGCUUUCCAUCGGAGCAAAGUCUUUUCAACUAUGAAAGACUGAAAGAAUGUCACGUUCUCGAGCUCGGAUCUGGGACGGGAAUUCUGUCAAUCUUGUUAUCUCCUCUGGUCGCAAAGUACACCGUCACCGACAUCGAAGCCCUCGUUCCGUUGAUCCAAAAGAAUAUCAACAAGAACUUUCCAUCGGAUACUUCUAGGCCCAACAUCUCAGCAGAACCACUCGAUUGGAUCGCCCUACACUCAUCCACACCAGCGCAACGAGCGAAAUUAUUCUCCAACGACCCCCCUGUGGAUCUCAUCCUGGUCGUCGACUGCAUCUACCACCCGUCGCUAAUUCCACCGCUCCUAAGCACGAUCGACCACGUCACCAUCCCCGAUCGCACCACAGUCCUCGUAUUAUCUGAACUCCGUUCUGAAGAGGUCCUUCGCGAGUUUCUCCUUUCUUGGCUCGACAUCCCAGGUUGGAAGAUCUGGCAUGUCGGAGGAGAUUUGCUUCAAAACAAGCGAUAUGUAAUGUGGACUGGCUGGAAACCUUCCACGAAAGGCAGAGAGUCAUAG
Molecule: messenger RNA, 978 nt
Organism: Coprinopsis cinerea okayama7#130
Lineage: Eukaryota; Fungi; Basidiomycota; Agaricomycetes; Agaricales; Psathyrellaceae
Exons: 5
Coding region: 1-978 (325 amino acids)
Source: RefSeq, a predicted model, not a curated record